Messenger RNA from Bursaphelenchus xylophilus (pine wood nematode), 4564 nucleotides. Lineage: Eukaryota; Metazoa; Nematoda; Chromadorea; Rhabditida; Aphelenchoididae. The record is from the annotation of a GenBank genome assembly.
AUGGACCUCGAUUUUGGUAUGUUAGCCGCAGAGCUUAUGUAGCUACAUUUUAGUUGCCACAUUCUUGGUGUUUGUCUCAGGAGCGAUGGCUUGCACCUUGAUGUUGUGGUUUCAAUGUGGCAAAAACGACCGAAAAAUGGUGAAAGGAGAUGCCGUAAAGUCGACAGUGCCUCCGACCGGUUUCAAUGCUACGGGAAGCCAACGGCUGAAGGGAAAGGCGUUGACUAGAGAUGAGUAUGAAGAGAGUUUGCGAAAGAAAAAGCAGAGAAAUGAAAAAGAUGGACUUGGUGGGUAAGUUCAGGUCGUAUCUCAGAUUCGACUUGACUAAUAGUAUAAUUGCUAUGUACACUAGGCUUGUUAUGAGUUUCUGUUCAAUCUGACACCAAGACUGCAUAUAUUUCAGCUCGAAAAGAGGCCAUUCCACUCGCUCGAAGAUCGGAGGAGUAGAUCGUAGGAAGAAGAUCAAAAAAGAGGGUGAGUCUCAAGAGAAAAGUAAAAUUUAGCUGGGACACAAGGAUAGGACCACUUUUUAGGUAACUCUUGUACUUCGAAGAGGCCACCGGCCUUAUUAACCCUUACAGUGACGGACCUGAUCCAGUGGCAAAAAACGUACCAUUUCGCAUCCGGGAAGUAUCAAAAAUGUGGCAAAAUGCUUCCCUCUCCAAGUGAAAAAAAACUCCGAUUUCAAAAAGCGCGCCUGGUCUUUUUGCGAGGGAAAGGCGCCCCCUUCAAAACGAAGUUCUUCACUUGGAGAGGGAAGCGUUUUGCCACAUUUUUGAUACUUCCCGGAUGCAAAAUGGUACGUUUUUGCCACUGGAUCAGGUCCCCACUGUAGAUGAAGACGACAAAUAACUUUUUUCUUCUGCCCUUAAUACAUAGUUUUGCAGACCUUGAACAGACCCAGGAAGAAUCUUCCAGACGCCGUCGUCAGUCUCAGGCUCCAAAGUUAACCAAAGAGGAUAAAGAGAAGAAGGAAUGGCAAGACUUCCUCAACCAAAUGAACGACCAUGAACCCAAGAAGAAGAACAGCGACAUUUCCAACAAAUCCCACAAACUUUCCAAACUCUCCAAAACAUCGGUUGUUGACUCAAAGAAGUCGAAAAAACACUCUGACCGUUCAAAAGUUGACUCAAAGAAGUCGAAAAAACAUUCUGACCGUUCAAAAGGUGAUGGAACUUGCACUUGCGAAAAAUCAUCCUAUUCAAACUUGUCGAAACGUAACAAACCUUGUCCCGUACAUAAAGAGUCGAAAGAACAUGUGAAAGAUAAGUCAGAUAAGUCGAAGAAGACCUCAAAAAUCGACCCUAAACCGGAAGCACCCAAGAAAAUAAUCGUUGAUGAAGAAAAGGGAAGAGCGGCCGAAUGGGCGGCCUUUUCGAAUUUGAACAAAGAUGUGGAUGGGAACGAGAUCAAAGACGGAUUAAAGAAAGAAGAACCGAUGAUAAAGGAGGUGGAAGCGAAGGAAGUCAAAAGAGAUUCAAAGAAGGACUCCAAGAAGUCGAAAAAACUUUCGGGACGAUCCAUAAACGAUGAAGUCAGAGGGGAAAAGAAAGGAGCAGACAAGAAGAGUUCAUUGCGUUGUAAGUUCAAUUUUUAACGGGCCGGCACAGCCAAUCCAAGUUAUUGCACAGUGCAGAGCCUCUGUUGACGCAAGCCUAGUGACGGACCUGAUCCAGCUGCGAAAAACGUACCAUUUUGCAUCCGGAAAGAAACAAAAAUGUGGCAAAAUACCUCCCUUUCCAACCAAAAAAAAAACUCCGUUUUGAAGGGCGAGCUUUUGAAACCGGAGUUUUUUCUCAUGGAGAGGGAGGUAUGGUGCUGCAUUUUUUGAUACUUCCCGGAUGCAAAAUAGUACGUUUUCUGCCUGUGGAUCAGAUCCGCCACUGUAUCUAUGCACAGUGUAAAACUUUGGUUUAAAAAUCCCAGUUUUUUUUUGAUACCAUAAAAAGACAUUUUACUCCUUUUUUUAGCCUUCAAAUCCGAAAAAACCCAAUCCGACGCCGACAACAGCAAGAAGAUGACAAAAAUUACAGAAGAAUGGAAACAACUAAUGAACCCUCCCAAGGAUGAAAGCAAGGAACACAGUAACAAAAAUCCUAGCCAUAAGCCGAAAAAGGAAUCCAAAAAGGACGAAAAAUCUCAUAAAGACGAUGAAGGCAAAUCCAAAUGUAUAUACAGGGUGUACCAAAAAAAUGGAAACUUGUUUUUAUAGCUAUAUUUUUUCGGAGAAUCAAAAUUCAGCAAAAGUAACGGUUAUUAUUGGUAACAUAGAGCAUUGUUUAUAACAUGUUCAACCUGUUUCACAGUGGCUGCCUUUGGUGGCGAUAUAGAGCUAUAAACGUGACGUAAAAUUUUGGGCUCCGGGCCGCAGCUUUUUAAGGGAGAAAUCGGCCCCGUUCUUGGCGCAGCAUUUACUUUGCGACCCCAAACUUUUGUGGAGCAUAGUACAGGUGCUGGCCUUCUACUUAAAAAAAAAUAGUCCAUUGGAUUCAGAUCCGGCGAGCAGGCGGCCAUUUCGCAGACGGGUUAAAAUCGGGAAAAUCGGUCCCAUUUCGGGUCCUGAGUCGAUUUUGCCCUGUGAGCCGGCGCUGAGUCCUGUUGGAACGCCAAGUUUGCAUUGCCAAGGUUCUGCUGAGCUGACGGAAGCACGACAAAAUAGAAAUUAACGCGGCGCUAGUAUUUUGCCCCAUUGAUUCACGAAAAACAUGGAUUUCUUGCCGCUGGCACAAAUUCCGCCUUAAGCAAUGACAGCCCGGAAUUUGGCGGUAUUCGACGAUGGCCAACAGGCUAGGAGCUUCAUUGAAGCAGAUUCUAUCGUUCUGGUGGUUAUGUAUCCGCCAAAUAUUGAACCGCGAACUGAAUGCGCUCACGUCUCGGAGCUGCGGCCCGCCCCUUUGACUUUCCGACAUUUUUGUACCGUACGCGCUUACUCUCGACUUUAAAGAUCUGAAUUUUUUAGAGCUUGUAUGACAUGAGAUUGAUCUCGUCUUUGGCUAUUCGGCCGACUGAUCGGUCGCUGAUGUCAGUCUCAAGGGAAAGUUUUUCUUGAAAAUCGCGGAUUUUGCUGUUGGGGAUCUUCCGGUUGAAAGAAGCGCUGGCGGUGCGUUUUCUUUCACUUCCUGAGCGCUUACUAUCCGUAUCAAGCUCCUUGCGCCGCGUGAUUACUUUCGACACAACGUUCUUUCUAUACCGAGCAAAUUAACUGUUCGAACAGCUCCAAAAACAAGUCCAAAAUCGAGGUCCCUUCGUUUUAAGUUCAGAAAAACAGGUCGAUUAAUCGAUAUGGGCAUAAAAAUCAAACCACUAGGACAGAAAAACACAGAGAAUUUUGUAGUAAUGAACUUCUUUGGCUACACCUAACCAUUUUCGCGUCAGGACCCAUGAAAAAAAGUUUCCAUUUUUUUGGUACACCCUGUAAAAACUAUCAUAAUUUAUCAAUUUAUCAUACAGUGCAGAAAUGUAGGCAUGUUUGUUUCCUAUACUUCUGCACUGUAUACUAACAAGGGGAGGGUCCCUGGGAGCAAUUCCUAUAUAAAUUUCGCACAGUGCAGAACUUUAGGCUAAUUUACAGUGGCGGACCUGAUCCAGUGGCAAAAACGGACCGUUUUGCAUUCGGGAAGUACCAAAAAUGCAGCAAAAUACCUCCCCUCCAAGUGAAAAAACUCAGCUGGAGAGGGAGGUAUUUUGCUGUAUUUUUGACACUUCCCGGAUGCAAAAUGGUAUGUUUUUUGCCACUGGAUCAGGUCCGCCACUGUAAAAUAGCCCAUACUUCAGCACUAUGCGAAAUUUAUAUGGGAAUUGCUCCCAGGGACCCUCCCUUUGCCUUUUCACCAUGUAUUUUUUAUUCAAAAUCUUAAUGGAACCCGUUUCAGUGACCAAUCUGCAGAACUCGAUGAAAAAAAGUCAAACAAAAUCAAAGAAGAAUAAGAAAGAUUCGACGAAGGAGAAGGAGAAAAAAUCCAAGCAAGAUUCGACGAAGGAGAAGGAAAAAUCGACCAAAUCAGCCGUAAAAAAGCCAAAUUCCAAGGAGCAACUGAAUAACGUGAGGAGAAAGCUGCGGAACAGCAUCUACACGUCGACAGAAAAGACGAAAGCAAGUGAUGAAAAGCAAACCCCAAAGGAAGAGUCGCACAAAUCGAAGGUUUCUUCAGUGUAAGUGUUGUACAGUGGAGCCUGACCCAGGGGCAAAAAAAUGUACCAUUUUGCAUCCGGGAAGUAUCAAAUGUGUAAAAACGCAGCAAAAUACCUCCACUACGGUAUUUUGUUGCGUUUUUGGUAUUUCCCGGAUGCAAAAUGGUACAUUUUUUUUGCCACUGGAUCAGCUCUGUCACUGUAAUAUUGUUGAUUUAAAAAAAUCUAUAUCGAUUUUUUCGAUUAAUAUUGACGUCAUGAUUAUUAUUUUGGGCAUUUCAAUGCCAAAAAUUCUUAAUUCCAGAUAUGACUAUUGUGUUUCAGCUACCAUGCACCUUCACGAAGAAAAGAUGCGGAAGCUGGAAGCGAAAAAAGCAAAGCAAAAUCGGCGAAACCUAAGGGCAAAGCGUCAAAGAACAAAAAAGGACGCUAA